CCUCUACGAAGCAGUGAAGAAAAUUAUAGCGUGGUUUUUUCGGUAGAAAAACAAUUAAAAGUGCAACAAAUAGUGAGAAAAACAAAGUCCAACCAACUCUGUGAUUUAAUUGAGCGACUGACUCCGCGUCUGGUUAUCCUCCACUCUGAUCCUGAUUCCGCAGAGCCCCGUGCAUGCCCAGUCAGCGACGACCCAGCGACGCCCGAGCCCAAGCGAUCCGCGAGCCCAGCGAAGAGAUAUCUUGAUUUUUUUCGCCCCAGCCUGAAAGUGUCACCGCCAAGACGUACGUGCGAAAAAUGUUUUGGGACAAGGGUUAUGCGCCCUCCGCGAAUAUAGAGGCGCUGCUGGAGAAGGAGAAUUCCACGCUGGAGGAAUUCCUGGACGAGGAGGACAUACUUCAGGAGUGCAAAACGCAAAAGAAGAACCUGGUCAACUAUUUUACACGUCCCGAGGUCAUACGGCGACUGGUGGAGCUGAUCACAACCGAGCCCUCUGAAGAUGUGCCCAUGGCUCAGCGUUUCCGCUAUGCCAACAUGUCCUGUGAGAUACUCACACUUGGCCUGCCGUCCCUGGAUGAGAAGCUGCUGACCGAUGCGGAGACUUUGCAGCUGCUGUAUUCAUAUCUGGAAAAGGAACCACCGUUAAAUCCAUUGCUAUCAUCGUUUUUUAGCAAAACGUUUAGCAUGCUCUUUACCAAAAAGCCUGAACAAGAUUGGUUUUUGUAUCAACACAUGUGCCUACAACUCCUGGAGUAUAUUAAAUCGCAGAAGACCUUUUUGGAUUACAUUUGCAAACACUUUGACACACCGGUCAUACCUGAUCUGAUAAUGCAGAUGAUGAAGGACAUUGAGGGUGGUCAGCUCAAGCGGAAUCUAUUCGAAUGGCUAACUGAAGAUAAAAUUGUUGAGAGACUGAUUGCAAUAUUGCGUAAUCCUCAAGAAACGGACAAACAUGCUAAUGUUGCCGACUUUUUCUGUGAUCUUAUUAACCAAGGGCGUCUAAUGCGCCAAACCGAGCAGGAGAAUGAUUCAUUUGAGCCGGCCUUUGAGGGCUCCAAUCCCAUACUAAAGACGAUCGAGUCAGCGGAGACAAUUGAAGCCUUGUUAAAUGUGAUUUUGGAACCAAACGCUCAAGAGAGCGCCAUCUUAUCAGGAAUAUCGGUUGUACUUACCCUCAUCAAGCCAAUUACCUUCAAAGAUGAGCCCAACUCGGAUAGGCAGCUGCUCUUGGAGAAGCGUGAGCUUGAAUUCCAUCAGGAAGUGCAGGAAACUGUGAUCACUGUGAUGGCGCCCCGCCUUCAAGAAUUUGUUCAUGUGCUCAAGAACCCGCCUGCGAAACCCACGCUGGAGACCACGGCUGCUGUUCUGACGCCCCCCUUUGGCAAGACACGCCUUCAAGUGUGUCGUGUGUUUACCGCCCUGCUGGAGACCAAGCAUGAGACCAUUCAGCAAGCAAUCUGCUCCACCGAGUAUUUUAGCUUGCUGCUGGAUUACUUCAAGCAGUAUUGCUGGAACAACUUUCUGCACACCGAGCUGGAAAAGGCUCUUCAUUUGGUGUUUUACAACGAGCUGGCCAACGAUAAUACCGCUUCCACCGAGGUCACAGGCUUUCCCAGACCUCCAGGAUGGAUUAUCAAUGCCAUACUCAAUGUGGGCACAGAAACUGAGUUUGAAGAGCUAAUGAAUGCCCAGAAUGAAGCCAAACGAGCAGAGGCUGGCAAGGAGGAAGUGAAACAGCAGGAGGCUAACAUUGAAAUUGAAGAGGCAGCGGAAAAACAAGAGACUCCCAUAGAAGUGGCAACCGAAGCUAAAGCUUCUCCAGCAGAGGAGGCAGAAAGUGAUCUUGCCAAGCAGGAGAAUGGUGAGGAGGUGGAGGUAGAGGUGGAUAAAAGUGUACAAGAAGCAGAGCCAGAGCCAGCGCUCAAUGAUCUCGACAAGACCAAGACUUUGCCCAGUGCUCCACCCUCCGAAAUGCAAACCCAUUUGAUUGUCAACUGCCAGUUGGUGUCCAAGCUGGUUGACUAUUGGCAGCACAAUGCGCAGGCGCAAUCUGCUGAAAAGGGUCGCCGUCUGGGCUAUAUGGGACACCUCAUCAAAAUACUACGCCACGUCACGAAUUGUAUAUCUGCUUCUGAACAUAUCGCCGCCCUUAUAGCCACCAGUCUAAGCAACGAAGAUGAGCAAAAACUUUGGCAGUCGCUGAUUGAUGCGGAAGCCGGCGAGUUUACCCUGGCGGUCAAGCAGCAAACCAAACUGCUGGCUGACUGCAAUCCGCAUGAGGAGAACGAGUACAAUGUGGGCUCCAAGGAUUAUUUGGGCGAGACGAAUGCCUGGGAUAUUGGCACUUUGUCGUACAGCAACAUGGGCUACAGUGAUCUGGACAAUACGUUGCAGGACAUUGUCUUUACCAUGGACAACGAUCAGAAUCUAUUCCAGUUUGGACGCAACAUUGACGACGAGGAUGAUGACGAUGAUGAGCAUCAUGGCGGUGAUCACUCGGGCUCUGGUGAUGGCCAUGGUCACGGUCAUGGUCACGGCAUGUUCACCAAGAACUCUAUUACUCUGAACAACCUUGCUGAUCCUUGGGACAUGGACGUUCAGUUCUCCGACAUUCCCGGCGUGUCUGCCCAAAUCAACACUGGCACCGCCAACUGGGGCACGGACUUUAAUGCGGAUAACUUUGCUGAUUUUGAUGCGCACUUUAGCACUUUUGGCAGUGAUCUGGGCAAGCCAACCACUGCGCCGCCUGAUGAGGAAGAGGAGGAGCAGCAGGUGGAACAGUCUACCCACGCUGGAGAGCCAGAGUCUCAGGAGCGGACAACUCCGAGCACUGAUGAUCAGCAGGCUGAGUACGACAAUAAUGCCAACGUGGAGAAGGCUAUAAGUGACAAGUUGCUGGCCGAGUCAAGCCCUGUGGAGACUGCCUCGAUCGUGACUAGGCUGCAGUCGGUGCUGCUGGACGGCGAAGAGGACUACGAGGACGAUGAGGGCAUGUGGACCAAGCCCUUGGGUGGCGCCACGGAGGCCACAGAGCAGCCAACGCCCAUUUCGAAUGGACCAACCAGCAAAGUGAAUGAAUUCAACCAUGCCAACGACAACAGCAGCAGCAACGUGGACGGUCAGCAGCAGCAUAUCCACGAGCAGGCCAACAUCACAACAGCGGAGCAACAGAAACUGGCCGCUAGCGCCAAGACGAACAAUGUGGAAAUAGCCACAACAACCACAUAAAUAUGCAUCUCUCACCCCGCACGCACCAACGCAAUUGUAAAAAAAACAGAAAAAACAAAAUGCCUUUGAUUUGCUCUUCGGUCAUUCUUCUACAACAUAAUCAUGCAUACAUAUUUAUAUGGAUAUAGAUACCACAUACUACUAUAUACUAUAUACUACCUAUACGUACAUAUUUAGCAGGCUGCAAAGUACAACAAAUGAUUUGUAUUGUAUUAGCAAAAAGGCCGAAGCCCGCCCAAAAAAACCAAAAUGAAAAGGAAAAAAAAAACUCGAAAAACACAAAAAAAAACUUUAAGAAAACAAAACAAAAAAAAAAUUGUUCAAAGUAUGUUGUUGAUUCCUUCUGCUCCUCGCUCAUAUUGCCAAUUAUUUUAAUUAUUACUCCUCCUUCGUGUUUCCUAAUUAAGCCAACUUUGUAUUUUGUUUGUAAACUAUAUUAGUCUGUCGUCUUAGAGCGCCGCCACUUUCAAUACUCUCCAUGUGUUGGGCAACGAAUGAGCAUUACUUAAAGUACCAAAAUUCAACGCAACGUCUUAGAAUGCUUAGUUUUAUAUUAUAUUAUAUUAUAUUAUAUGAGGAUUAUCUAUCUAUAAAUAUAAUAUUUUAAAAUGGGGCUGUCCAUAUACAUACGUCCUUUGCCCUCAUUUUUGUUUAGAGGGGGAGUCCCGAGUUCGAGUCCCUCCUUAGCACGAGAAUAAGAGAUAUAUAGACAGCCCCCCCACCACUAUUAUAUCCCUGUAUUUUUUAAAUCGGAGACUUGUAUUUAUUGUAUUUUUGAGAACGAGAAAGCAAGGGCAAUGCCAAAAUACCAAACUAACAAUCACACACACCAAAGACCAUAUAAUAACAAGAUGGCUAAAGUCCUCAUUAGGUUCUUUGAGAGCGUAGAAUUCUUGAGAAAACCUGAGCUUAAAAGUAUCUCUAAAGCGGCCUCUAGUUCUGGUUUUUUUUAUCAUAAUUUGAAGAGAGCCUUGAACCAUUUGUAUGCCGUUACUCAUCUUGUUAUUAUAGGGUCUUUGCACACAUGCUGCAAGCACAAAAAGUACGCUAUACGCAUUAUGUAUUAGAGAGAGGUAAGCAGAUCUUUGCCAUUAUAUAUGACUUUGUUCGUAUACAAAUCGGUUAAACCAAAAAAAAUAUAAAUAUGCUUUGUCGAAAGUACAAAAACACACUGAAAGAACCUACUAAAAAUAGCAGAAAUGCAUAAAGAACGAAGGCAAAGUAGGGACUUGAAUGACUUACCCACACCCCCGAUCUACACAAGCCACAACAGCACUACCUAUAUGACUACUAUACACGAUUUCUAUAUAUUUGCAACCAGAACCAAACGAAACAAAAACGAAAUGAAACGAGAAAUUCAAAUGAAGACUUUCCAAGAAGACAUUUUAAAUUUACAUUAAAUAUAUUAAUUAUUUUUUUUGUGAAAGCUUUUUUAUUUGCUUGACGACGCAGAAAGAAAUAUGAGAAAGGAAAAAGAAACAAAUAUGCCAUCUUUUGCUUCCAAAUAAUUACAAUUUAAUUAUGUUUACAAAUAAAAACAGAAACUACUUUAAAAGUAAAAUCGAUGUUUGUUUUACACGAGACUUGCUCACCAAAAAAAAUAAGAAAAUAAAUAAAAAAAUAUAUAUAUAAAUAAAUAAAUAAAAAAUAAAAAAAAUGUAGACACGUAGCUUAUAUUUUAAGAUGGGCAGCAUAUCAGGCACAGAUGUGUGGAACCUUAAUAACACACACCACUUCUCUUACCCACACAUCCUAAGCUAAAAUCCUUGUUUGCUGGUUUAAUUAACAAACAUUUGUUUAGGAAACAGUAAACCAGACACAAUUUUGCACAAAUUUCAACUGGCUUGCCUUUUAUUUUUGCAUAAAAACCAGAAAAUGUAUCAAAAACAACACAAGUAAAAAGCAUAUUGAAACAUUUAAACUAUCUCUGAUGAAAAACUGUGAUAAUUAAAUGAAGUUGCAGGGUAUUUGAUAAAGCAAACUUAAUUUAAACAAAAAUUGUAAAACAUACAACAAAACACAGCCAACACAUACGAGACACUCACUCACUCACAGGUCAAGUUUAUAUGCAACACAAUCAGGCAACAGGACACGUCUAAAGCAAACCAAGAACAGCAAUAAUGACAACUGCAAUGAAAUCUAAUUGAACGAGUUUUAAUGUGUAGUCUGUAGCAGCUCCUUUCCCUAGCUUCUCUCACAAAACCAAGUACUAAAACUAAAACUAAACUAAACUAGAGUUUAACUUAAAUACUCAUAUCAAGCAGCGCCAAUUGUAAACCUUGUACAUAAAGAGAGCGUCAACAAUUGUCCCCAGUAUUGUCUUCCCCCUAGUUUUGGUACCCAAGAAGAUGACGUUGAUCGAGUCCUUCCCUUGUGCAUAUGCCUUACUAAGAAGAACGAAAGAUAAAACCACUUAGAGAGCCUAGUUAUAGCCCGUAUUCCCCUAGAUAUAUAGUUUCACCUACAUACUGUGUGUCUUUUAAAUGUUAAGCAGCUGCAGCAAGCUUGAUAUACGAAUAAAAAAUAAAACCAAAAGCGGAAUUAUAAUAAUACCUAAAAACAAAAAACGAUGUAGACAAAGUCUUGUGGGCAGCUUUAAGCAUUUUGUUUGUCUAAUUAUAAUAAUUAUAUAAACUUGAAUAAGAAUACCAAACGUCCAAAGUUUUUAUGCAAAAACAAGAACUAAGAACUAACAAUUGUGAACAAGAAAGUCUUCAGAAGAAACAGAAUUUUACACACACAUAAGAGUGCUGCAAUCCCGUUAAUUGUGUGUAUAUUCUAGAAUAUUUUGUAAGUGAGGUUGUAAUUGUAAUUUUCGUGGCGCAAUUAUUUGAGACAAAACGCAAGACGGGAUGAGGAAAAUUCUAUUUUUUAAGAAUGAUAACGUAUCGUACCAAAGACAAUAUAAAGAACAAGAUGCUUAAGCAAUAAAUCGUCUGUCGUUACGCAUCUUAUUCCUUAUAUUCCCUUUGUACAUUUUUUGGUCGUCUGUCUGUGUGUGUGUUCAGCAAUUCAGUAUUUCAAUUAAGCCAAUUCAAUGAAUACCCCCAAAAAGCAAUGCUACAAUGGUUUCCAACUGCGAACCACAGAUAAAGAAUUAAAUAUAUAUAAAAUCAAUCGAA
Messenger RNA from Drosophila kikkawai, 6349 nucleotides. It is a transcript of the gene fmt, whose product is annotated as phosphatase 6 regulatory subunit 1-like protein fmt. Lineage: Eukaryota; Metazoa; Arthropoda; Insecta; Diptera; Drosophilidae. Gene Ontology annotation, molecular function: protein phosphatase binding; protein phosphatase regulator activity. Gene Ontology annotation, cellular component: nucleus; cytosol. The record is from RefSeq and is a predicted model, not a curated record.